Diospyros lotus (date-plum) is the source of this 399-nucleotide messenger RNA. RefSeq lists its product as uncharacterized. The record is from RefSeq and is a predicted model, not a curated record. Bases 1 to 399 code for a protein of 132 amino acids. The transcript has a single exon. NCBI's taxonomy places the organism in Eukaryota, Viridiplantae, Streptophyta, Magnoliopsida, Ericales, Ebenaceae.
AUGGCUGCAAGUCUCGCCCCUUUCCGACCCGUCGUGGUCCGCGCCUGCGCCGGCGCUGGCCCCCGGAAAUCCGACGCGCACGGCCGGAAAAGCCAAUCCCCCAACUGGUGGACUCCACUCUUCGGCUGGUCCUCCGACCCCGACUACAUUGACUCCGAAAACGCCACCAAAAGCAGCUCCGGCCCCAAGGCCGUUGUUGACAAAGGGGAGAGCAAGUCCGGGCUGGAUCCGGAGACGAAACCGGUGAGAUCUCGGUUCGCCCGGGGGUGCUUCACGGAAGAGAAGGCCAGGCAUCUCCGGAUGAUGACGACCGGCACGGAGUCGUUCCACGACAUCAUGUACCACUCCGCCAUCGCUUCCCGCCUGGCUUCCGACUUCUCGAACCGGUUCGAUCCGUGA